Messenger RNA from Orbicella faveolata, 4210 nucleotides. Its product is annotated as SHC SH2 domain-binding protein 1 homolog B-like. Lineage: Eukaryota; Metazoa; Cnidaria; Anthozoa; Scleractinia; Merulinidae. The record is from RefSeq and is a predicted model, not a curated record.
GGCCGCGCAUACCUAUAUAGCCCAUAUAAGGGAGUACCCCCCCCCCUCCACCACCCCGGGAUUCAGAUAUAUCGUUUUGAUUACUGGUGAUACUGAGUCGUUGAUUUUCAGCGAUUUCUCCGACAUCAGCGAAGGUUUCAGCCCAUUUCUGAGCAUUUAAAUGACUGACACAUUUAAAUGACCUUUGCUUGCAAAAAUUAAUUCUAGAGUUAAUUAUGAAACUGGAUGAUACAAAGUUGUAUCGUAGUUACAGAUCAGAUACAUCCCAACUAUUCAAACUAACCAUCAAAGUAGGACUUCGAGUUAUGAUCUCGAGGCAAGACUGUUUUAUUUUCUUUGUAUGUGAAAACAGAGUGAAACUGUGACGUUUUUUGCUAUGAUAUUCAUGCAAUGUUUAAAUUAUCAUAUAUUUUAAAUUAAUAAACACAGUAUUCCCCUAACCAUCAAAUGAAAUCUAAUACGAGCAAGCAAACCGGAACAAGAAUGAAAGUUAACCAAUGCAAACAAGCUGGAACGAAAGCUAUUUAACCGGCUCUCUGCUAGAGAUUCUGACUCUGGAGAGAUCCUGACUAAUUAUCUAACUGAAAUUCAACUGGCUGAAAUCCUGACUUAGGAGUAUUGUGCUUGAUAAUGCCAUCCAGUGCUUGUUUGAAAUAACCAAUUGGACUUUUCGUAAAGGGAUGCAACGUUUAUUUGAGAUAAACUACGUGUCAUGGAAGGAUUUCGAGUCAGGGUCAUCAUUUACAUUGGAUCUCGACUGAGUCAACUGUCAUCACUGGAUGAGUGAGUCUGUACAUGGUAGUAAGUCGUGUAUCAUUGUCACGCCAAUCAGAUUGGGGUGACUGUACGGCCGUGUGACCCGGCAUUGCCGCUUGUGAGAGUAAAUCGCGUGUGAGAAGACUUCAUAGUAUACCGAUUUUAGAACUGCAUGCGUUGUUCCUCUAUAAACAAGAGCAGGUGUUCAUGAAUUGGGCUUAUGUCGACAUGUUUCGGCAGCUUUUUGUACCCAGUGGGGGACUCGAAUAUAAAAAGGACGGGGGUGCUCGACGGAAACUUUGAAAAGAACCCCUAGGAGGUACCAAGAUCCUGUUUUGUGGGCGUGGCUUAAAAUUUUUUCUCCUCGUAGAGGUACUAGUCCUUACCUGACCCAUUAUCUCCUGUCAUAUUUUUUCGGCUCAGUAUCCUAAAAGAGCUAAAAGGGACCACAAAAGUUCCCGCGGUGCCAAAACCGCUUUUUAACCCCUUGAAAGUACGACGAGCACGGAGUCCCCUCCGGGCUUUUUACCCUCGCGGAGUUUCUGCAAAGCACACUUACUGUGUGGAUACCACUACACUGCAUGCGAAUUAAUGAAUCUUUGUUCCUGAUAUAAGAACCAGUUUUUCAUUUUACAAUAACAUGUAUUUGUAGUUUAUCUAAACGGUCACUUCUAAAGAUGUAUGUUAACGCACACGAAACGUCAAGUUAAUCGACUUUUUUUAUACGACAUGCGUUGUUUUCUCAUGUUUGUCACCACAGUUCCGCAAUGUACCAUUUACUCCUAAUAAACUACCCUAAUUACUCUUACCACGGACUUUUCCUAUGGGCCGCUUUUUUCCGAUAGCCUGUUUUAAGUUAGCUUCGGAGCAACACGAUGAACGUCGAAUAUUGAAAAACAGAACGAUUAUUCCUAAAAUAGUAAGGAAUGUGCGAGAUCUGGGCACGAGACUAUCGAAAGACCCUGGGAAUGAGCCGCCAUCUUAGAUUUCAAAGCGUUGAUAUUCCGCGCGAAAGACAAAAUUACUCAUUUCAGAAAUUUCCCUAUAUUCCACAAUGUCUGGCUCUCAGUUACCAAUGAUAUUUCAGACUGCGGAUCUGGUCUUCGAAGACCGCGUAUCAGCGUAUAAAAAUGAUAUUUUAGGCUUAUGCAAGCCGCAUGAAGUGUCGGAGAGGAUAGCGAAAUACAUUGCUCAAAACGUUGAAGCGAGUGGUUGGCAAGCGGUGUGGAGAAGUACUCCAAAAUCUAGUGGACAGCAGCAGCCUUUUGACGUGGUAGUAGAGGUGUCAAAUGUGAAUGCCAGCAAGUUGACAGCUGAAAUCAGCAUUUGUGAACCAGUCGUUACAGAUUGUCUCAGCUUGUUAGAUGCUGAAAGAGUCAAUGCACACUUGUUUAGUCAUGGCAGCCAUGUUCCUCUGGUUGAGCUUUACCCAGUGUAUGAUGAAUCUGGACAACAAGAUGAAACUGCGUUAGCAAUUGAACAUGUUAGGUUUUUUUACGAGAACAUUUGGAGAGAGUGGGAUGAGGAUGAUGAUGGGGAAUAUUGCUAUGCCGCUCGACAUUUAGACACCAGGAUUCAACUCUACUAUGACAUACAAAAUGGAAGCCUUCCUAAAGACCUUGUUAACAACUAUAAAGAUACCUAUGAACAGUACAAACAGAAGCUGGCAGAACUCAAACAGCUCCAAGAAAAAAUGGGAGGUAGUGAUCUUGGUGAAGAGCUGGACGAAAUGGAUGUACUCAGAUGUGCGCAGAUGUCUGAGAUGUGUGAAUCAUUGGUACACUCACUGCAGAUCAUUGAGAAUCCUCAAAUGAGGUAUCUUCUGGCUACUGUGUCGCCGAAAAUGACCAGACAGGGACCACGUGGUAACAGACCUGAAGGCGAUGAACCUGUCACUUAUAUUGUUGCUCCAAAGCUACGAGCUGGCAUGCUCAAGACUUUUCAAGACAACACAGUGGUUGAACAUUUGCCUUGCUUGGGAAAAGCGCUGCGUACCUAUUAUAAUGGAGAUACUAUUGUUGUUUACCCUGGAAGGUAUAACCUUGAUGGUCGUGUCUACCAACUUGCAGAUUCUGUUCAUAUUACUGGAAUGGGAAACUUUUCUGAAAUUGUUGUAUUUUGUAGUGAUAAUGAUGAAUUCACAAUGGAAUUCUGUGCAAGUAAUAUCAGCAUCAAGAACAUUACCUUUGAGCAAGAAGGAAAUGAUAGUGAGGGAAUUGUAGUUGUCAAGAAUGGCCGAGUCACUUUUGAUGACUGUGAUAUGAGAUGUGAGACUAAUGGUGUGUCUGUGGAAAGCAAUGGAGAGCUUGUUAUGAGACAGUGCAAGGUGCAUGGUGCUAAGUCGGCAGGAAUCACUGUUUCCUCUGGUGCAACACUUCAUUUAGAGAACACCAAACUGUUUGACAAUGGUGAAUUUGGCAAAAAUUCUGAUCUGUCUGAAGGAUUGGCCACUGGAGCCAUUCUGCUGGAGGCAAAGUCAGAUUGUAAGAAGACAAAAGCUAUUCUGUCAGAUAAUUACAUUACAAACAAUCAUUGCUAUGGUAUCUGUGUCAAGAAAGAUAAUGACAUAUUCACUGCCAGUGAUGACCCUGAGUAUGGCGUUGAGUUAGAAAUGACAAACAAUGUGUUUGAGGAAAACAUGUAUGGUGACAUUGGUCAUUUUCUUGUGGAUACAGAUUAGCCUCAGCUGAAAAUAAUGUUUAGUUCUCCAGUGCACUUGCACAGCCUUGCCUUAACUUUCAAUGAAAACUACAAUAUGAUGUCUAGAGUGAGUGCUAGACAGGAUAUGAAAAUUCAAAAGCUGCACAAAAUAAAGUGUAAAAAAAGAAGUAACCUUGUACAGUCAGGAAAGCCUUUCUGGAAUGUUACUAUUAACAGUUAUGAUAAUAUAUGUAUUACACAUCUGCAGAUGCUAUGUAAAGGAGAAUGAAUAGUAGAUGAAUUAGAUUAUGUCAAAUUAGGACAGACUGCCAAGUCAAAGAAUUAAACAGUUCUUUAACUGAAGCUUCAUAUUGACUUGCUAUAAGUCGACUUCUUUACAGUCGACAACAAAAAUUAGAAAGGGGACUUUGUGAAAGUCCAUCUUAAAUAAAGCAGAGUAUUUGCCAACAGAUAGCAGACUUUGAUAAAUCAAAAAUUUCAACAGAGUAGCUACAGUAACACAUGUACAACAGUGCAUUAUUGGAUAAUUUCCAAAAGAUAAAUAAAAAUUAUUGUCAAGUUAAUAAAUUGCAGUGAAAGACUUUUAGAAUUUUAGUAGUGUUCUCAAAAUAAUUAAUGUUGAUAAUGUGUUAUUCAGUUCCAGCAAUGGCCAUCCUGCACCCCCUGGGCAUUAGUUAGGCAUUUGCUAAGGCUUUAUUCCCUAGGGGUGGAGCAUUUCAAAUUUCAUCACUGCCCUAGUGUCUUGUCCCAUGGGUAGAUAAAUGCCAGACACUUGGCCAGUGACAAAAUUUCA